Anisakis simplex (herring worm) is the source of this 123-nucleotide messenger RNA. Lineage: Eukaryota; Metazoa; Nematoda; Chromadorea; Rhabditida; Anisakidae. The record is from the annotation of a GenBank genome assembly.
AUGAGACGACAAAGAUCUAAUGAUGACAAUGAUAGCGAUACCGAUAACGGUAUGGAUGAUAGUGCCGUUUCAUUGGCUAUCCAUUGGGAUGAUAUGCUAUUAUGGCACAAGGUUAUUCGCUGA